This is a messenger RNA of Brienomyrus brachyistius, 7342 nucleotides long. Its product is annotated as potassium voltage-gated channel subfamily H member 4-like. Gene Ontology annotation, cellular component: membrane. Lineage: Eukaryota; Metazoa; Chordata; Actinopteri; Osteoglossiformes; Mormyridae. Gene Ontology annotation, biological process: potassium ion transmembrane transport; regulation of membrane potential. The transcript is spliced from 16 exons. The record is from RefSeq and is a predicted model, not a curated record. Gene Ontology annotation, molecular function: voltage-gated potassium channel activity. The coding region runs from base 342 to 3911 and encodes 1189 amino acids.
AGAGGGGGCAGGAGACAGGGAGGGAGCGGGGGCAGGAGACAGGGAGGGAGCACACACAGUACCAGACAUGGCAGGUGAAUGGACUCUCUCUCCUUCUCAGCACAAGUUUCUGCCACUUUUGAUGGGUUCCUCAGACGGCAUGGUGCCUUGAGCUUCGUCACACGGGGAGUGUAGGGAUGCAAACCUGGGCAUGAAGUAAACAUUCAGGAAGGAGGCAGGACACCUAUACUUCUACCUUUGGAGCAAAGCGACGGUGGUCAGCAGCCCACCUUCUCUCCAGACCCCUUCUUCUCCUGGGAUGGAUUAACUCUGCAGGAGCUGCUACCUUCUCCCAGGUCAAGAUGCCGGUGAUGAAGGGUCUGCUGGCACCGCAAAACACCUUCCUGGACACUAUUGCUACCCGAUUUGAUGGCACCCACAGCAACUUCCUGCUGGGCAAUGCCCAGGGUCAUCGAGGCUACCCCAUUGUUUACUGUUCGGAUGGCUUCUGUGAGCUCACGGGCUUCGUGCGGACAGAGGUCAUGCAAAAGAACUGCAGCUGCCGCUUCCUGUACGGGCCAGAGACCAAUGAGCAUGUAGCACAACAGAUGCAGAAGGCCCUCGAGGGGAGAGAAGAAUACCAAACUGAGGUGAAAUUCUACAAAAAGAAUGGAACCCCUUUCUGGUGCUUGCUGGACAUCGUGCCCAUCAAGAAUGAGAAAGGGGAGAUGGUGCUGUUUCUAUUCUCCUUCAAGGAUAUCACUGACACGCAUGGAAAAAGUCACCAUGGCAGCAAGAAGGACGAAGACAAGAAACGGAGCAGGAAGACCAACAGCUCGCACUUCACGGAGGCGAGGAGGAGGGGACGCACUGUGCUCUACCAACUGACCAGUCAGUUCUCCAGAAGAAGCAAGAGUGAGGUCAAACUAAGCAGUGAUGUGUUUGAGAAGCCGUCCCUCCCGGAAUACAAGGUGGCGGCAGUGCAGAAAUCCCGCUUCAUCCUGCUGCAUUAUAGCGUCUCCAAGGCGCUGUGGGACUGGAUGAUCCUGCUGGCCACCUUCUAUGUGGCCGUCACCGUGCCCUACAAUGUGUGCUUCACCACGCCCGAUGACCUAGAGACGGCAUCACGCAGCACUAUCGUCAGUGACAUCGCCGUGGAGAUGCUAUUCAUCCUCGACAUUGUUCUGAACUUUCGCACCACCUACGUGAGUCAGUCCGGCCAGGUGGUGUACGACGCCCGCUCCAUCUGCAUCCACUACGCUGCGACCUGGUUCUUCGUCGACCUAAUUGCAGCUCUUCCGUUUGAUCUCCUCUAUGCAUUCAACAUCACCGUGACUUCUUUGGUCCACCUGCUGAAGACGGUGCGUCUGCUUCGACUGCUACGGCUGCUCCAGAAACUAGACCGGUACUCCCAGUACAGCGCUAUGGUGCUAACACUGCUCAUGUCCAUGUUCGCCCUUCUGGCUCACUGGAUGGCCUGCAUCUGGUACGUCAUUGGUCGCAAGGAGAUGGAGAGCAAUGAUCCCAUCACCUGGGACAUCGGUUGGCUGCAUGAAUUAGGGAAACGACUGGACACCCCCUACACCAACAGCACGCUGGGGGGCCCUUCCCCGCGGAGCGCCUACAUCGCUGCGCUCUACUUCACCCUCAGCAGUCUCACCAGCGUGGGCUUCGGCAACGUCUGUGCCAACACGGACGCCGAGAAGAUCUUCUCCGUCUGCACCAUGCUUAUCGGGGCCUUGAUGCAUGCAGUGGUGUUCGGAAAUGUGACGGCUAUCAUCCAGCGCAUGUACUCACGUCGCUCGCUCUACCACACGCGCAUGAAGGACCUGAAGGACUUCAUCCGCGUGCACCGGCUGCCCCAACAGCUCAAGCAGCGCAUGCUGGAGUACUUCCAGACCACCUGGUCUGUCAACAACGGCAUUGAUGCUAACGAGCUUCUGCAUGACUUCCCGGACGAGCUGCGCGCCGACAUCGCCAUGCACCUGAACAAGGACAUCCUGCAGCUGCCCGUAUUCGAGAGCGCCAGCCGUGGGUGCCUGCGCUCUCUCUCACUGCAUAUCAAGACCUCCUUCUGCGCCCCUGGGGAGUACCUCAUCCGCCACGGUGACGCCCUGCAUGCCAACUACUUCGUCUGCUCGGGCUCCCUGGAGGUGCUGAAGGACGGCAUGGUGUUAGCCAUCCUGGGGAAGGGGGAUCUCAUAGGGGCAGACCUUCCAGGGCAGGAGCAGGUGAUCAAGACCAAUGCUGACGUGAAGGCCUUGACGUACUGCGACCUCCAGCACAUCAGCGUGAGGGCACUGAGAGAGGUGCUGGAGCUGUAUCCGGAAUACGCCGUCCGCUUUGCAGACGACAUUCACCAGAGCCUCACCUACAACCUGAGGGCAGGCAGCGAGGCGGAGGGUUUGACCAGGUUUUCACGGUCACCGAGGGUCCCGCACCGGCUGGACCACAGCGGCCACCCGGAGCACAAGCUGCCCUCCGCAGGGGGACACGCCGACCGGCACGAAGACCACUUCCAUCUCUCCCCGGGCUCUAAGUCACGCCGGAACCUCAUGCUACCCUCCUUGGGCAGUCCAGUCCGCCGCACCUCACUGGGCAGCCUGCUGGGCGACGAACUCCGCCAGUUUAACGCCCUGCGCCGAUGCCGCUCCCCAGCCCGGGGCUGUCGGGCCCGCAGCCCUUCCCCCAGCCAUCAGUCCAGGGCGGAGCACCACCGGCCCCCCCAGACCCCCUCGCGAGGCUCUGUGCACGACGCUGGCAACAGUCACAAGCCCUCCAAGCUGCCGAUACCCUCACUGAACUGUUUUGGCCCUCCUGACCUCAGCCCCAGAGUCGUGGACGGCAUCGAAGACAACGGGCGGACGUUUCACUUCAACGUGGAGAGGAACGGCGCCAGAGCCGGCGGUAAUCGACCUCCAGACAGCAGCCAGGUAACCACCACUCUGCUUUUGGAGACUGAGGAGGUGAGGCAGAGCGUGUGUCAGCUGAACAAAGAGAUGAGUCUCCUGAACCAGGAAGUGGCCCAGCUGACCAAGGAGCUCCACCACAUGAUGCACUUUCUGCAGGCCCACGUAGCCGUGCAGCACUACACCUCAUCCCUUUCCACCUACCCCUAUGGGGUGCAUGUGGUCUCCAAGCCCUCCACCAGCAGCAGCACGGCCUACAAUGUGGCGGCCGGCCUACACCUGCAUCACGAGCCGCUGAGCCACCACGCCGGGGGGGUGUGGAGCUUCGGUGGGGCCCACGGGAACACCAGCCAGGCCAGGGGGGCGGCGACGUGCCAGCCGGCCGAGACGGAGAACUGCCACUUGGUAGAUCACUUCCAUCAUACGCCCAGCCCCAGGUCCUCCUGCCUACAAACACCGUGCUUUACCUCGUCUCCACAAUCAGCGUAUGGAGCUAGCAUUCCUGUCAACCUUCGUCAUUCCCAUCCCAGCCUGGGCCACCAGCUACCAGCCAGCUAUGAACACGCGUUCUCCACAUCUACCAUACCCACCUCCGCCCAUUCUGCCAUGACAGACCACAGCAGGUACCCACACCUUCACGUGUCCACGAAACCCCUGUUGCAUCCAGUUGGCUCUAAGCAAAGCGACCUUGCAGCCAGUUCUGCCCCUCUUCACACCCUGGACACAUGCAGGCUCCUGGAAGUUCAUCUCCCUGCCAACUCACCCCACUCGGGUCCUGCUUCUGUUCACAGACAGCCGUCGGUCACCUCUCUGGAUUCAGGGCCAUCCAGACUGGACAUCAGUGACUCUGACCAUCCUUUGGGUGACUCUGCUGGUGUGGAGCACAUCAGUCUGGAGUGUCUGCUGAGUGAGCAGAGCUCGCUCGGGAGGAGGGACAGCGAGACCCCGAAGUCUCGCCGUUCCAGUGUCGGUAUUCAGACAUCAGACACUGAGCCCUUCUGGACUAUAGACAUGGCUGACUAGCAGGAUUGGGAUAGAGCUUACUGUUGAGGCCUGAGCUCCAUUUGCACACUUGGAGUUUACAUACUUGUUAUUGUCUGAGGUGGAUUUUGGGGCAUUUAAAAACAAACUACAUUCUGCUUUUUUCUGAUAUAGGUGUUUGAGAUUUGCUUGGUAUUCAGGUGGCUCACAAUCAUGCAAGUUGCAUCUCCUCUAUGCAAAAGCUCAUUAUUUCCUCCACACAAUUACAUUCUUGUGUGCAUCUCCGAGUACUCUGUUUCUGAUCUGAAGUUCAAAGUCCGCUGUGCUAUUUUUACAGUUCACUUACACCAUAUGACACUAAUAAACAUGCACAUUUAAUGUUUUAAUUAUCUUCAGGUUAAAUCAAGGGGAAAUUAAGCUUUUUUGUUAAGCUUUUCCAAAAAGAUUUUUCUAUCAUGUAGUAUCUAAUGUAGUGAAUUAUUAUGAUCUACUCCAUUUUAGUAGCAAUCUUUGGUGCAACAAGGUACUUCAUGACAAAACGGAAUCAAUGGCCGCGCAGUUCCUGAAGAGCCGAUGGGCUUGUUUCGGUGGAGAGGGGUACGACAAACAUACAGCUACCUGCAUCCGGGUACCUCAGCUCCCCAUCAACCUUUUAUUCACCUUUUGACAUAGUUGCAUCACAAAAAUGCUGUUUUUCAGUAUUAUCUUACCAUCUCGAAUGGUAAAUAUCCUCAGAUUUUGUUUUUCCUAAGGAAAAGGCAUCCAAAUGAAAUGUGUUAACAUUACGGACUUUAAAUGUUCUUGUAAGAGUGUUCAGUGGACGGUUGCUACCAUCGACACACUCACUAAAUCAGUACUAAAUGACACUUGAAGCUUCGUAUUUUUUUUCCAAGUAGCUGACGAAUAAUAACAAACCACAUGCCUUGUUAAAAAAUUUUAUACAUAUCGAAUGUUUUUAAUUUAUGAGAAAGGAUGCAAUACUUGACGGGUUUUUGAGUUUUGUAUUGGGUUCAGGGGACCCUCGAAAUGAAGAUUUCUUGGUUUCAGUCCUGCCUUUCGUAGCUGGUACCAUUAACGCAUAAUACCAACAUUUAGAUCAGACAUCUGCGGACACCAUAAACAAAGGGACAGCUUUUGAGCGCAACUCCACUAUGAGCUGUGGUCGCUUUCCUCCAGCUGUGCCCGACCCUCAUUGAUCCUAAUGCUAGACCCACGGUGUCACACAGUUGAUUGCCAAUGUAAUGCACACCCCAGUCUGUUUCCCCCACAAUGACAGCCUCCUAGCGUGAUCAGUUAACCAUUUCCAUCAUGCGUCCGCCUUUGCCCGAAAACAUAUCUGUACAAAUUCUACUACUACCACAAGAAAACUCAUCCCCAUCCUGUGCCCAGGUAUCCUUCUCAGUGAGAUUUGGUGGAUUACAUAUCCUGUCUGAUACUUGCAAAUGAAUUUAAAGUCAGAUCAAUGGAGGCCGUGAUAUUUAAGGACGUCCUUGGGAAUUAAAGAAAAAUUGCAUGCGAGCAUGUCAACAUGACCGAUGCGGACCAGAGUACAGCUCAGGCAGCUGCUGAAUCUCCGGUACUUUAGGGCUUGCUGAGUUCCUUCUUAAUUCAACUGGCUUUGUUACUUGCAUGAUUGGUUUAGGAGAUGUCUGCUCGUGCACAGAUUCAGUAAAACCUCAGCCAUAAGCCGACAGUGGUCACAGCCUCAUCAAAACAUUUAAAAUCUAAAAUGAGACACAUUUCGGUUUGAAGUACAAACCGAUUACAUAUUAGGCAGAGAUACGGGAAACCGUAGUUGUGUAAAACAUGCUUCUGUAGUUUCGCAAAACUAUAAACAAUUUUCAUCUCAACAUUUGCCUGUAAUGAAGAAAUCACACAAACAAGGAUGUAUAAGGUCUGUAUAAAAAUAUGGAGAUGUAGUAAAGGAUGCUGUCUAUUAUGCACGACAUUGAUGCAGCACUUCAAAUAAGUGUCAUGAACGGCCCUCAGUAAAAAACUGCCUUGCUAAGAGGCCUCAGAUGGGCAUGUCCCAAGUUAUGUACUCCUAGAGGUACACAAGCUUUAUGCAGAUUAAAAUUUGUCUAAAUGGGAAUGCAUUCUACAGUAUAUUUGCACUAAUUUCUGCUAUUGCUAUUUUUAUCAUGGAUAUUAUUACGGUACUGUAAUAAUAAAACAAACACAAUAUCAUUAUUAUAUUAUACUUUAUUUUCAUGUAGUAUUGCAAGCAACCAGCAUGGGUUUAAAUAAUAAUGCUUGCAUUUUCUAAAAAAAAGCACAAUAAGGGGAACAUUACAAUCACAAAAGUAAUGCAAAAUGGCAGUGAGGAUACCAGCCCUGCGACGUUCAUAUGAUGUUGGCUGAUACAAAGAGCCUCAUUUCAAUAAAAUUUUUAAUAUAUCAUAUUAAUCUGUUUUGGAAAAUCCCUGUAUACGUUUAUUUGCAGUGCACACCAAACAGGAAUAAAACAGAAGCAUCUCAUAGAGUAAUAUAAAUAAGGAAUGAUAUUUUUCAAGUUAUAGAAUGUGACCAAAAAGUUCCACAAAGGACAAUGAAGACUUACUGGGAUUAUAUAUUAACAAUUCUUACAGCAUACAGUAUAUGCCAAAAGAACAUUGUUUGUGUUUAGAAGCCAUGAAACGUGUAUUUUAGCUUAUGUAUCUGACUCCACCCAUUUUGAUUUUAUCUGCAGGAAUGAGCCAAACAAACAGUCAAUAUAUUUGGUUGCAAAUUAUUCAUGCAAACGUAUUAACAUAUGUGCACUACGUGAUUGGAUGUGGUUUGCAUCUAAAAUCUUGUUAUUCUUUUAUGAAUUAUUGCUCUGUUGAAGAGCUUCCAUCUAGGAUGCACCAUGAAGCCAUGUCAGCAUCCAGCCCGGCAGAGUCCGGCCUCCUGCCAGCUCACACUCGCGUGAGGUGACAUGCACUGCAGUACACUUGCUGUUUUAAUUUCCUCUGGGAUAUGGGGACAUGGCGACUUUACAACAUGCCUAGUGAAGUUAACAGUAAAAUAUCCCUGGUUGCUUUGCCUAGAAAAGCUGGUAGAGGGAAACUCAUGGUAAGGUCCUGUGCAACUGUUAUGUAAAUGUCACAAACGCUUAGAAUGUACUUCGUCUCCAACCUAAAGAAAUGUGCAUUACUGGUUGUACGAGAGAGCAAAUACUCCUUAAACGACACACCAAUGAAUAUAUAUCUUUGAAUAUUACCCGUUACUCAUUUAACCAAAAUUGUAGCGUUUCCUUCUCUAGAAUACAUAUUGAAUGCUGUUUUUCAAUGUUAUGAUUUCUCCAUAAUAAAAAGGUAGAGUACCCAACUAUCCAACAUGAAUUCAGUUCAGUUCGCAUGAAAAAAAAUAUACAACUGAAUGUUCGUUACUGCUCGUUUAUUUUUUAAAUUAAUUUAGAUAUUGAGCAUGCAGAAUGACCAGCUGUAAUGUUAAAAAUUAUAACAAAUAAAAAACAAUCUACUUUGCUACUA